AUGCCCGCUCGAUCUGACUACGGCUCCGUCUCCAUGUCCAUGUCUCCUCCUCCUCCCACCAACCUCUCAAGCUACUCUCGCUUCAUGCACGACCACACAAAGCGACAGAUGGAGGCUUCUGGUGCUAGCCCUACUCCUUCCAACGCUACUGCUCAGCGUGCCCGUUCAUCCAUGACCAACGGCAACACCAGUCCCAACUACUCAUAA
Fusarium poae is the source of this 207-nucleotide messenger RNA. RefSeq lists its product as uncharacterized. NCBI's taxonomy places the organism in Eukaryota, Fungi, Ascomycota, Sordariomycetes, Hypocreales, Nectriaceae. Bases 1 to 207 code for a protein of 68 amino acids. The transcript has a single exon. The record is from RefSeq and is a predicted model, not a curated record.